Aspergillus saccharolyticus JOP 1030-1 is the source of this 876-nucleotide messenger RNA. Its product is annotated as 2EXR domain-containing protein. The record is from RefSeq and is a predicted model, not a curated record. NCBI's taxonomy places the organism in Eukaryota, Fungi, Ascomycota, Eurotiomycetes, Eurotiales, Aspergillaceae. The transcript is spliced from 2 exons. The coding region runs from base 1 to 876 and encodes 291 amino acids.
AUGGCUGCACCCACCUCCUUUCCACUCUUCGGCCAACUGCCCCCCGAGCUGCGCCAGAUGAUCUGGGCAUUCUCUCUUCCCGACAUCCCCGCCGAGAUUGACAAAUGGAGCACAAUAUGUCCCAUCCUAGGCGACGAUGCCGAUCAGCUGCACAAGUUGCUGCGAGCGCCUCGGAUGGUAACGCUACGCAUCCCCGGACUGAUUUGGGUCAACCACGAGGCGCGCACCUUCGCGCAAAAGUGGAUGCAACGCAAAGGAUACCGCUGGUUUCCCCCCUGGCCGCGGGCUACUCCUGCUGGCGGCCACCCCAAGAUUCACAACGAUCCCUUUAAACCCUUCGACCGCGACUCCCAGGAGUUUCUCUGCCGAUGCGUCGACGGGCCGACAUUCCUCCACUACGACCCCAUCUCGUUCAUGUCGCCCAGCCACUACGAGCUCCUGCUGCCGGCGGGGCUUAGCCCUUUUGCCAAUCGGGCAGAAACACGCCUGGCCGUUCCACUGGCGCUUCUGGAAAGGCAUCCCGACGCUCUAAAGAUGCUGUUCCAUCACUAUCUACUCCUGCACACCAUUGUCGUGGUCCUGCCUCCGUACCCGGCGGAGGCAAACGAGACGACUUGCGAUGGGUGGUGGACGGUCAAACUGCGCGAAUGGGGCGAGGCAAGGCGUCUGGAGUAUCAUCGUGACUCCCAGCUUUCUCACGCGGAAUGGGUGGUGCAGGGAGCCACCGACAUCGGAGAGGAGGAGUGUAGCCUCAUCGAGGAGGCGUUCAAGCAAGCAUGGGAUAGCCCAUAUUUCCCAUGUACUGAGAGCCGAGGAAUGAACUUGAAAGUUACCAGAGGUGGUAAAUGUAUCACGUAUUGGUACUUUACGCCAUGA